Messenger RNA from Ruditapes philippinarum (Manila clam), 627 nucleotides. RefSeq names its product perlwapin-like. Gene Ontology annotation, cellular component: extracellular region. NCBI's taxonomy places the organism in Eukaryota, Metazoa, Mollusca, Bivalvia, Venerida, Veneridae. The transcript has 3 exons. The record is from RefSeq and is a predicted model, not a curated record. Gene Ontology annotation, molecular function: peptidase inhibitor activity. The coding region runs from base 124 to 444 and encodes 106 amino acids.
AAUAAUCACCAUAACAUCAGUUGAAAGACAGAUUUGAAUAGAACUGUUUCUUUAAUGUACUUAAGUUGAAAACAAUAAUAAAAUAACGUUUCUUGAAAUUAUUUAUCUUUUUAUAAAUAAAACAUGAAUUCCUUAACAUAUAUUUUACUUCUAUUUGGAUUAUUUGCUGUUGGUAUUGGACAAUACAUUGGUCGCACCCAACGACCGGGUCUUCCGCUGAGGUGUUUAAUGAUGUGUGCUCCUCCCGAUUGCUCGAACCCUGUGAUGCUAGCAGGGCGAUGCUGUCCUGUCUGCCAAGGUCGAAAACCUGGUAGGUGUCCAAGCAUGAUUGGAGCUGGAAUAUGUGCAUUUUUAUGUACAGAUGACUCAAACUGUCCAGGCAACCAAAAGUGUUGUAGAAGCAGAUGUGGACGUUCAUGUAUGCGACCCAGAGCCCCUGUAUAGAACUGACAUUAAAAUGUAACCACAUAAUUAUGUACCAGAGAACACUUCAAGAUAUAAUUAAUUGGCGAAAAUGGGUGGAAUAUCGCAAAAUGCAACCCAAUUAUUAUUGAAAUCUUACUCAAUAUAAGACAUUGUAGUUCAUUUUAUUUCAAAAUAAAAUAUUUUUGUGUUUUCGUUGCUGAA